UUUCAAUCUACGGUGGUCGAAAAUUAUCUGAUAGUUUUUGUUAUGAAAAUGGACUUGAAUUACAAUAUUGUUUGUCCUACGAUAUUGAAACAAUUAACAUUUGUAAGGGAUUGUCUUAUGUUAGAGUACAGUUUUGAUAAAAAAAAUCAGGAUAAGCGAUGCUUAAAGUGACGUGAUAAAGAACAAUAGUCUUAAAAGACAUUUAGAAUUCAGAGAGCACAUAGCAUGGCACUUUGAUAUAGGUGUAGUGACCAAUGUAUUUAUCUGGUUUCACAAUAAUAGACGUCUGUGAAAUUUAUUUUAACAAUAAAUCUAUCUUUAUGGAUAUAUUAAUACUUUCCUGAGAAUGGAUAGAGAUGUAUUAUGUAGUAAAGGUGUACACUGGGUAUUGAUAACGAUGAAUUAAAUUAAAUCUAAUGAGGAAUCACAUGUAGCUGCUAAAAGUGUAUAAUAUCAUCAAAAUACGCUAAAAAUUAAUAUGGCGUUAUCAAGGCCGAGUUCUCAGAUGACACGCUACACAGCGAAUGAAAAUAGAACUACGUUUUCGAGACCUAGCUCACAAAUGACGCGUUACACUGCUCUGAGUCCGACACCUACAUCCAGGAUACACAGUCCAAGUCCACCGACGUUUUCAAGACCUUCAUCUGUCAUGUCAAGGAAUUCAAAAUCAGCACCAAGUGUACAUCUAACUAAAGGUAACCCGAUGAAAUGCAAUGUUUGUAGAAAUAAACUUGAAUAUCAAUGGCUUUUGCCUGGGCUUCAUAACUUUUGUGCGCAUUGCCUGGAAGAUUAUAUUCUACGUCACAGUAGAGGAAAGCGUUGUCACUGCCCUAUUUGCCGUGCCGGAAUCCGACUUCCAAAGGAGCCUAGACAUCCGAAGAAAAUUGCAAGAUACCCUCUCGGAACGGACCUUGUGAUUUGUGAUGUAUGUGAAGACAGCCCGGCUUUUUACAAGUGUUCCGAAUGCAAUGAAUAUUUCUGUGAAAAAUGUAACAAGUUACAUCUUAGAAUGAGAAUGGGUCGGGAUCAUCAUGUUAACAUUAUGCCCUCUAUCAGGGCGGCAAAUGAUAAACUGAAAGUUAAAGUUUAUUGUGAUGAACAUCAACACGAAGAAAUUAAGUUUCAUUGCAAGAAGUGUGAUGUAUCCAUUUGCCGGGAUUGCAAAGUUAUUGGACACGAAGGCCAUCUUACUACAGCAUUGAAAGAAGUUGUAGAUGAAAGGAAAAUAAGAGUUACAACAGCCAUGACAACUGCUAGAGGUCAUCUUGCCAGAUUGAAAGCCGAGGCAAUUGAAAUUAAGAACCGAAAGGCAACUCUUGAAGAAGAAACUGAAAACACAACACAUGACAUAAAACAACAUGCUAUUCGUAUUAAAGAUAUCGUUGAUGAACAUUCUGGUCAUUUAAUACAAACAGUGAGACAACAACAUGAUGAAUCUAUAUCAAAACUAGAUAACUGUUUAGAACAAGUGAAAAAGAAGACAGAAAACAUCAAAGGCCUGCUUGAUAGUGCGUCCAUUCAAAUGGAUACCUCAACUGAUGUAGCUUUCAUCAAUUCAAGCCAUAAUUUGAAUGAAAGUCUUAGAGCUGCAGAUAUCCCUUCUUUUACGGACAAGUUAUGGAGGAAACGAAUGACAUAUGCUAGGGGAGAUAUUGAUGAAAUAGCUAUUCAACAAGCGGUUGGUGAUUUGAAAUUUUCAGCAGAAGGUCUUUUCGUUCCUCUUCCCGCCAUAGAACUGCAACUUGUCUCUACGUUUAAUACAGAUCAGAACUUCAGAAGCACAACAGCGAUAACAACACAGAACGAUGCUACAUCAUGGGUUUGUAACGGUUACAAGAAUAAAAUCCAGAGAUUUGACCUGAAAGGCAGAAUUCUUCAAGUUGAGACAACAGAGUUUGAUAUAGACGAUAUGACAACAUUGAAUGACGGGACUGUUUUAAUGACAGAAUAUGAUGGGAUGGCAAUACGAAGACUUCACAAAACUCAUUUUGAUUCUUAUUUUGCAAAGACAGAUCUUUACUUAAGGGGCAUCACAACCUCUCGCGAUGGUUCUAACGUCAUUGUAGUAGGUAACGAUGUUCCGGUAACGAAAAUAAAACAAAUGCGCCAUGCCAAGGUUCUAAUAUUUUCAACAACUGGGCGAAAGAUUAGAGAAAUUCGUAUAAAUAGAGGAUUGGGUCUAUUUAGAAUUUGCCAUACGGUUAAUGGUGACUUUGUUAUAUCAACUGGUGUGUCAGCCAAGUACCUUAUAAUAAAUUCUGACGGAAUGACGAAAUAUACGUAUACAGCGUCAGGAACAGCAGACGGCGUUACUUGUGAUGCGCAUGGCCUUACAAUACUUUCGGAUUUAAAAGAUGAUACUCUUCACUUGUUAGAUAGUAAAGGAAAGCCACUUCCUUUCACAUACAGUCUAAAUAAACCAAACGCAGUUGCUGUUGACAACAGAGGUCACAUCUGGGUUGGUGAUCUUGACAAAAUUAGAAUAAUGAAAUACGUGUGAUGAACAUAUUAUUCUAGACAUGUUGGAAACGUCAUAUGAAAAAGCAAAUAUACUGUUUUUAUGACCUUCGAACUGCACAAAAGAACAGAAUUAAUUGUGUUCCGAAUAUCGGAGGAAUUAGGACACUUUUUAAUCUAAAGCGCUUUGAACCUCAGGACUCUAGAUAAUCUUAUUGUUCUAUGUUAAACACUUAAACUUUUGUGUUUAGUAGUAAUUGUUUUAUUUAUUCAUCAUUUUUUGUUUAGAAUCAAUUAUUUUUGUUGUAGUAAAAAUAUUGUAACGAUUAAUACAGUAGAUAUUUUUUCUAAUAUUUCUCUAAUAAACUGCAUAAACAGAACAUUUUCUAAUAUUUUUGUCUACUGGUGUCUUUCUGUGUCGUAAAAUAUUUAUACCUUUUUCGUCAAUUACAAUGAGUUUUGAAAUUUGCGAAUUUUAACCGACUGUAAAAAAAUUACAUGAAUUGUGAAAUUGUGAAAUUAAGGGCAUUUUUAUGAGAUUAUAGCCCUAGUUCAAUAUCUAUAUAUCGAUUAUGUGUUUGCAUAAUCAUAUACAUCAUUGUCCUAUGACAACCACGGAAUAUAACAGCGUGCUGUUAUUUGUAUUUCUUAUUUCCUAUUUUAUAACUUUCCCAUGAGAUAAUAAGUUGUGUAAGAUCCUUGAUAUUUUCAAUAUUACAGUCACUUUAUUUUAGAGUAAGGUUUUGUAUCGAAGAAAAAAAACAACAACACAACAACUACAACAAAACAACAAACAAACAACAAGAAAUCACAAACAAAAACAGCAACAGUUGUGCAGAAUAGAAUCAGUUGUUAUUUUUUACAUCUUUUAUAAUUAUACUCUUUUCAAUUGUGUAACGGGUAAUUUGAUUAAGCGAUUUGUCGAAACCCAUGAAAGUAUAUAAAUAAUUCA
Messenger RNA from Ruditapes philippinarum (Manila clam), 3409 nucleotides. Its product is annotated as E3 ubiquitin-protein ligase TRIM33-like. Gene Ontology annotation, biological process: positive regulation of DNA-templated transcription. The transcript has 2 exons. Gene Ontology annotation, molecular function: protein binding; ubiquitin-protein transferase activity; zinc ion binding. Bases 479 to 2500 code for a protein of 673 amino acids. The record is from RefSeq and is a predicted model, not a curated record. NCBI's taxonomy places the organism in Eukaryota, Metazoa, Mollusca, Bivalvia, Venerida, Veneridae. Gene Ontology annotation, cellular component: nucleoplasm; chromatin.